Messenger RNA from Cylas formicarius (sweet potato weevil), 1724 nucleotides. Its product is annotated as radial spoke head protein 4 homolog A-like. Bases 24 to 1724 code for a protein of 566 amino acids. The transcript has a single exon. The record is from RefSeq and is a predicted model, not a curated record. Gene Ontology annotation, cellular component: axoneme; radial spoke. Gene Ontology annotation, biological process: axoneme assembly; cilium assembly; cilium movement involved in cell motility. NCBI's taxonomy places the organism in Eukaryota, Metazoa, Arthropoda, Insecta, Coleoptera, Brentidae.
CUAAAGAAAACGUCAUUGUGCAAAUGAUAUACGAUUACGAUUAUAUUAAUGAAGAUACGGACAUGCCGAAUAUAGAAACACAGUUCGUCAAUGCAAAAACGUUUCUCCAAGUGGCUAGCAAAAACACGGGCGACAACUUAUACGAUCACCUUUCGGAUGUAAUCAACAAAAUUUUGGCUGAAAGACCUGAGAACGUAAUAGAUUUUUUUGAAGAAUAUAGCCGAAAAGUAAAGGAACAGAGAUUUAAAGAAGCAAAUGAUCGCUUGGAAGAUAUUUUUAUUGCCCCAGUGCGAUUUAGCUUCGCUGAGAGAUUUAUUUAUGAGCUAAGACCGUUUGAAGUUGGUGAACCAUCAACAAUCGACCCUGAGUAUCUUGACUUGGCCAAUAUAUCGGAAAGUAACCUGCUCAAGCACCUAUUUUAUCUGGAACAAGUCGGUCUAGGUCUUCAGCGCCAAGAGAUGGUUUUCCUCAUGUUAUCAAUGAGAAAUCUGGUACGCACCGAACCUAUAGGUAACAUUCGAUUUUGGGGUAAGAUAUUUGGAACAAUAUAUAAUUACUUGGUGCUUGAAGCUGAGUUAAAAAAGGAUGAUAAUGCGAAACGAAACAUGCCAGUCCCUGAAGAGGAAUGGAAACCAUUUGACAACAUUUUUCCCCCGCAAAAAGAAAUUUUUCGUCAAUACGACGAGAUUAGUGGUGAAGGUGAGUUAACCUCCCGUAUUUUGAAACGUAUGCCGCCCAUACCACAAAUACAGUAUCUAUCAACUCCUCAAAUGGAAUCGGAACCUUUUGAUUUCGGUCUUAAUAAGAAAGUAUAUUACGUAUGCAGGACAGUGGGAGAUCCAUGGAUUCGGUUACCAGAUGUUACAUCAAAGCAAAUAGUAAUUUCCCGUCAAAUUUGUAAAUCUUUUACUGGAAAUUUGGAACAGCUUGUUCCCGCAUACCCCGAGUUUCCCGGAACAGAGAAAAACUAUUUAAGAGCACAAAUUGCAAGGAUUACAUCUGGCACUCAAAUUGCUCCACUGGGAUAUUACAUAUCUGAGGUAGAAGAUGUUGCAGACGAUGCCGAUGAAGAAGAGGACGAAGAAACCAAUAAAGAAACGCGUGAUUUAGAAAUCAAAAACGGUUAUAAAGUAAAUGCAAAAUACGACCCUCCGAGUAUUAAAGAUUUAAAGGACCCCAAUAUGUCCUUCUGGGUACAUACUGCUCCCUAUAUCCUACCUCAGGGUCGAACUGAAAAUUGGAAUCCCACUCCUGAUGAUGGAGAAUUAGGCAUGGAAGACGAUGAUGAUGAGGAAGAAUUAGAUAAAGGUAAAUAUGUCAAAGCAGAACAAGGGCUCCCGCUGCUGACUCCGUGUUCAGAAGACAUUUCACCGGAAGGUGUUGCACCAUGGAGUGUAAAAAUUGCAUCAGGUAUUUUAGAUACCUAUGCUCUAGCGUUUGUAAGAUCCAACUUAUGGCCCGGGGCCUAUGCAUUUUUCACAAAGGAAAAAAGCUUUUUCAAUAUCUAUCUAGGCAAUGGUCUUAAAUAUAGCGUAGAUAAUUUUUCUCCGUGUCCUUUACCACAAAUUCAACAAGAAUAUCCCAUUGGACCAGAAAUUAUAGAAGUACUUGAUCCUACUGGAGCUUCCGAAGAGCGAUGGAAAUCAGAACAUGUAAAAAAAGAGUUAGAAAUAGCGGAAAAAGCUGUGGAAGAAACGGAAACAGAAGAUGAUGAAGAAGAUUAA